Molecule: messenger RNA, 1980 nt
Organism: Lathyrus oleraceus (garden pea)
Lineage: Eukaryota; Viridiplantae; Streptophyta; Magnoliopsida; Fabales; Fabaceae
Product: probable serine/threonine-protein kinase WNK5
Exons: 6
Coding region: 252-1928 (558 amino acids)
Biological process (GO): protein phosphorylation
Molecular function (GO): protein kinase activity; ATP binding
Source: RefSeq, a predicted model, not a curated record
UUCCAGAUCAUAAUAACUCAUACAACAUUAUUGUUAUCUCUCUCUUUCUAUUGAACCAAUGGUUAACAACCACACCUACAAAUUUCCACAUGGAGGUGUUCAAAUGAGAAUCAUAAUGCUUAGUGUUAGUGUUGUCUACUCAAGGCUAUUAUUACUUUGUGUCUUCUCCUAUGAGAUUAUAUAUAACUAUAGUCUUUUGUUGCUAAAACUCUUAAGUUCUGUUAUCUACAAUUCUACAAAUCAAUAAAGCUAUGUACAAGGGAAGAUUUUGCACUUCUGGUGGGAUUAAGGCUCCACUUGGAUAUGUCGAAACCGAUCCUUCUGGUCGAUAUGGCCGUUUUAGGGACAUUCUUGGGAGAGGAGCAAUGAAAACUGUGUAUAGAGCAUUUGAUGAGUUCCUUGGGAUCGAAGUUGCUUGGAACCAAGUCAAGCUUGGUGAUGUUUUUCAUUCACCAGAGCAAAUUCAACGCCUUUAUUCAGAAGUUCAUCUCCUUAAGCACCUCCACCAUAAAUCCAUGAUGAUCUUCUAUGGUUCUUGGAUUGAUGUCAAUGGCAAAACAUUCAACUUCAUCACUGAAUUGUUCACCUCGGGCACACUUAGAGAGUAUAGGCAAAAAUAUAAGAAAGUAGAUAUUCAAGCAUUGAAGAAUUGGACACGCCAAAUUCUAAGUGGUUUGGAGUAUUUACACACCAAUAAUCCUCCUGUGAUACAUAGAGACCUCAAAUGUGAUAACAUAUUUGUCAAUGGCCAUAAAGGAGAGGUCAAGAUUGGUGAUUUAGGCCUUGCAGCUAUACUUUGCAAAUCCCAACUUGCUCAAAGUGUCAUAGGUACACCAGAGUUUAUGGCACCAGAACUAUACGAAGAGAAAUACAACGAACUAGUAGAUAUAUAUUCCUUCGGAAUGUGUAUGAUAGAGAUGCUUACUCUCGAGUUUCCAUACAACGAGUGUUCCAACCCAGCUCAGAUAUACAAGAAAGUAACAUCGGGGAAGCUACCAAAUGCAUUUUUCAGAAUCAAAGAUUUAGAAGCCCAAAAGUUUGUGGGAAGAUGUUUGGCCCAUGUCUCAAAGAGACCAUCAGCAAAGGAACUAUUGUUGGACCCAUUUUUAGCCACAAAACAACAUGAAGUGCCAUUGCUAAACACAACUACAAAUCAAACUCUCAAAGUUAAUUCCACUCAAGCACUUGCCAAUUAUAAACAUCUUUCUAUAGGUGAUCCAACAACAAGUAUAAAGAUGAAAAUCACUGGAUCCAUAAAUGAAGAGGAUAACACAAUUUUCCUUAAAGUGCGAAUAUGUGAUGAAAUAGGAAAACCAAGGCAUAUAUUCUUUCCAUUUGACACGAAAAACGACACACCUAUUAAGGUGGCAAUGGAGAUGGUAGAAGAACUUGAAAUUUGUCAUUUAGAACCAUUGGAGAUUGCUGCAAUGAUAGAUAAUGAGAUAUCAAAUUUAUUUCCAACUUGGAUAGGUACUCAUGGCAAGUGCGAACAUCAACUACAACAUAGCUUUAACUACGAAGACGACGAGGAUCUUAAUAACCAUAACCCUUUCGUCGUAUCAUCAUCGUCUUGUCCUUCUUCCCCUCAUGAUUCUCUAAGCUCAAUGAACUCCUACCAGUGUUCAACUUUCAGAUAUCAUCAUCAUGAAGAUGAGCAUGGGAAAACAAUAGAAGAAGAAGAAGAUGAUGAAGCAAAACAUAACAAGCUAAGAUCUUGUAGAUGUGGUGGCCGUGAAUCGAGGCGUCACGGAUGGUUGACGAUAAUGAAGAAUGGUUCAAACAUGGAGGAGCAUAGGAGCAUGCAGCUUCAGAGAUGGGAACUACUGGAAGAGGUGCACAAGAGACGGAUGUUCAACACGGUUGCUACCAUGGAGGGGAUUGGAUUUCAACAGCCAGAUGGAGGUGGACAUCAUCGUCGUGCCCGUUGAGAUUUUAUUUACAAGAUUGAAAUUUGAAAACACUUUGCUUUUUAAUGUUUGA